Messenger RNA from Capsaspora owczarzaki ATCC 30864, 2475 nucleotides. RefSeq lists its product as hypothetical. Gene Ontology annotation, cellular component: nucleus. The record is from RefSeq and is a predicted model, not a curated record. Bases 57 to 2441 code for a protein of 794 amino acids. Gene Ontology annotation, biological process: double-strand break repair via nonhomologous end joining. Gene Ontology annotation, molecular function: DNA binding; DNA-directed DNA polymerase activity. The transcript has 3 exons. NCBI's taxonomy places the organism in Eukaryota, Filasterea, Ministeriida, Capsasporidae.
GUUUUGUUCGUUCCGUUACCUUGUUUGUUGGAUGAAGUGACAAACCGUCGAAAACAAUGACAGAACGCGCCAGUCAGCGCAGAACGUCCAGCGAGGUGUCUGAGCAUCCCCGACCCACCAAGCAUAUUGUGCUGGAGGACAGUGAUAGUGACGACGACGAGCGCGGUGUUGCAGGCGUGGUCGCUGCGAAACCUGUCAAAUUGGUCCAAUCGUCGUCGGACGACGUGUCAAUCGCAGCCGCUGCGAAUCCCAGCCAACCUCACCCCGUCGACCACGCGUUCUUGCAUGGCUGUGUGAUUGCGAUUGCCCCACGAGGCGUCCCGUCGAGCCAAGCGAAGGUCUUGGUGCGCCUGGCCGUCCGCUUUGGUGCCUCGCUCGCUGCUUCAACGCCGGCGCCCGCUUCGUCUUCCCCGAGCAAACCACCGCAGCGUCCUGCCCAAAGUAGCAGCCCCCAGCCAGCUGCAACGCAUCUUGUAUGUGCGGCGCGGUGGUCACUCGACAAGGCACGGGCCUCGUCCGGGCUGCCUUCUGAGCUGUUCGCAUUGCCCGGCGUGCAUGUCGUCUCGGUCGACUGGCUCAACGCGUGCUUUGUUCAAAAGCAGCAUCUGGACGAAUCGGGAUUUUCGCUGCUACCCGAGGAGGUCGAUGCACCCGUUCUUGUUUCCGAGACGUCGAGUUCCGCCACGAAAUCUGCCGCACAUCCAGAACCACCACGACGCACUCAAACCGUGGAUGCACUUGAAUUUUACAAGCCGAAAGACAAGCAAUCCGAUGAUGUCGAUCACUGCGACGACGCGACGGCUCCUGCAGCAUCCGGCAUUCGCUGGUUUACCGACGCACUUCCACCCAAACCGGCCAUUCCGAGACCGCUCGAGGACCACAUGCCGGCCGACUUUCAAAUGCCAAUGUUUGAAUGCGAGCGGUCCACCACACUUGCUAUGGCAGAGCUCAACGCCUCUGUCGCUGCGCCACUGAGUGCAUUGGCAGAGUUCUACAAGACGAGCGGCGACGACAUUCGCUACCUCGCGUUCCGACGUGCCGUUGCAUCGUUGCGGGCCUGCCCGUUUCGCAUUCGCUCGGUCGACGAGGCUCUUCGACUUCCCUUUAUCAGCGGCAAGAUUGCCCUGCUGAUUGGCGAGCAGCUCCGGCAUGGCCACGUCAAGCGCCAUCUCGAGUUGUGCAACGGCAAACUCGGCCGUACGCUCCAGCUGUUUACGCGAAUCCUCGGGGUUGGCUCCAAGCUUGCUUUGAUGUGGUAUGAAUCUGGGUACCGUACUCUGCAAGAUCUAUCCAGCCGACCACCGCGAGGCUGGCGUGCCCUUCAUUCGCUCGGUCUCGAGCUGUACAACGACAUCACACAGCAAAUCCCUCGCGCAGAGGUCGAAGAGUUUGGCGAGCUAUUCCGCCAGCAUGCAGCCCGCGUCGAUCCGAAUCUCGUCAUGACCUUUUCUGGCGGGUUUCGACGCGGGAAAUCAACUGUGAGCGAUGUCGACAUUUUGAUCACGCACGAAACAGAAGGGCUACAAAACAACAAGCUCUUUGCCAUUGUGCAGUCGCUCGAGGAAGCCGGGAUCAUCACCCACGUCUUGGAGCUGGGCCUGAACUCGCCAAAGGACGAGCGAAAUCCCAUGAUGGCGCGCACGCUCUCGAUGAAAGGGGUGCCUGCGCACGCCAGGGACUGGACGGACGACAACCUCAACUCGACCUCGGCCACCCACUCUGAAUUUGCAGUAGCUGCAGAGUCUGAAAGCGACAGCAGUGAUGGCGAACGCGCCGGUGCUGCUGUGGCCAGCAAGCCCGUCCAUUUGCGCUCCUACCACCAGUGGCGCGGGUACCGCAAGCAACUUGAUGGACCUCGCCGAGCUGCCCCUGGAGUGGGACCUUUUCAAACUGCCCCACAGCGCUCUAGCAUGGCUGUGUUGCAUCACCAUUCUUCGUCUGGCUCCGAAGGCGACGAUGACGCUGGGUGGGAGCCGCGGGGAGCAGCCGUACCAGAGAUUUCCGGCGCGGGCGAGCCUUUGGCCGCCUCGCUUGAAAGGUCAACAACGAUUCCAGACGACUACUUUUCGGCAGCACAGCGGGCCUCUUAUCACACUUCCUUUGGCUACGAAGGGAACUUUUUCUCACCCAUCAUUUCACACCAACGCCUCAACCACAACGAGCGGUGUCUGGCAGUCUUUCGCCUUCCAGGGCGUCCUCAUCGCCGUGUCGACAUCAUCUCCUGUCCGCUGCAUGAUUUCCCCUUCACUCUUCUAGGCUGGACGGGGACGGACAUAUUUGAACGAUCGAUUCGCGAGUGGGCAACGCGGAAAGGGUAUCAUCUUUCCAACCACGGACUGGAGCAUCGCACCGCGAACGUUUUCACGCCUUGCGCUACGGAAAAGGACGUGUUUGACGCGCUGGGUCUGGAAUAUCGGCAUCCGACCGAGCGGAACUGCUAGCACGGCAUUAUUUUUUGUUUGCUUUCAGACACGA